Seminavis robusta is the source of this 3065-nucleotide messenger RNA. The record is from the annotation of a GenBank genome assembly. NCBI's taxonomy places the organism in Eukaryota, Bacillariophyta, Bacillariophyceae, Naviculales, Naviculaceae.
AUGAACUUUCCGCUUGCCGUCCCUCAGAGCGGGAUCCUUGGAAGCAGGGAUCCUCGUGACAACCGAGCUCCCGCGAUCAAUGUUGGCGAGAAUUUUGUUGUUCAAGUGGAAGAUGCGGCCAUCGAGUAUUCCAAUCGAAAGCGCUUGCGUGAUCGUGACCCCAAUAGCAUUACCGAAGAUGGAGUCAAGGCGAGUCGCCGCCGUCUUGUGGCUCUCGAGACUUUUGAGGCGCAGGCGACCCAUGGAAUUGGCAACGGAGCAGUUCUGGCGUCUGUUGCGAACUUGACGACCACUAUCAACAACUUGGCGACCACUGUCAACAACUUGGCGACCACUGUCAACAACUUGGCGACCACUGUCAACAACUCGACGAAUAGUGUUACGGCGAUGUUGCGAAACAUUCGUAUCCGGGAGCGUAACCGACACGGAGAGUGGGUUCCAGUGCUUGUUGAGCAGCCUGGGCCAAAUGCCAUGGGUGUUGCACCAGCAACAUUCCCGGCAAGCCACGCUGCUGUCUUCGCUAUGAAUGGUGCUGCAAUUGCUGCUUUGCAAAACGCCUACAAUCUCCCCGCAGGAUUUUUUGGGGGUGGUACUUUAGCUAACCGACGAGCAGCGGUAAUGAACUACAUCCGUGAGGGAUAGGAAUGGAAAUAAAACCGCAUGUGGCGACGAACAAAUGCGGGAAUGAGCUAGCUGCAUGUAGGAGAAAAGGAAACCGAGAAGAUCCUUGACGACGAAGAAGACACCAACAGUACAGGAUACUGUAUUAUCGCCAACCCUCUCCAGGUUGGUCUUCCAAAGAUUUGUGUGCUUCUCAUCACAGCGUCAUGCUGAGGAGACUGAUGCCUCCAAUCCUUUUGGCCGCUACUGCCUACCGGUGUCACUGCUACCAGUAACACUGCUGCCCUUCUCAGUAACACCAGCAGCCUGGCUGAAUGAUGACAACACCAACACAAUGGUUGACACCCUCAGUCCAUGGAUCGAUCGCUACAGCUACACUGACUUCUCUCCCUCAUUGAAUGCUUGCGGUAAACAGGAGAAAAAUCCUAGCUUGACCAACAAGAGUGGUGUCCUUUUCCCAUUGGCAUCAAUAAACAAAAAAUGAGGUCACGCCUCUACCAUACCCAUCAAAGAAAUGAAGUCGCACCUCUACUACAGGUACCUGGUACCGGCACGGCUGUUAUACUGGCACUGGUACCGGUAUCAAGCCUCAAUCAAUCCCACAGUCUCCGGUGUUGAUUCGAAAACCAUCCCUCAUCGAAUUUUAUGGACCAUGGGAUGGCAGUCAGUUCUCGGCCCAUGACAGUCAAGGUGGUGGAAUUUGAAAAACAAGAGCAAGUCGCCGGUUUUCUGCAGUAUCAGAAUAGAAGAGAAAACCAUAUCUAUGCCUUACUUUCUAUUCUCUUACUGCUGACGGCCGAAGAAAUACUAUUGUCGAGUCCCUUUCGGUCGAUCGCUACGGAUAACAAACAGGAGGAGAGGCAGUCAACCAGAGAAGGACCUCCGCUACACCACAACUUGCACGCACAAAGGAAAGCGGAUCCUCUGUUGGAUUCAUCUCACCUUGUUAUUUCCUGGUGUUUUGGUGGUGAUUCCUGUGUUGGUACCGAUUUUCCUGUAUGCACAAAUCCUCGAGCGACUAGUCGUACAUACGAUAGAUCAGGUUCAACAAGUCCGUGGAGGCAGAAAACAACCAAUAUAGAUGUACUAUGCUUUACCAUUGCCGCACGUUCCCCAUUCACUUGGUGUGGAACGGCUGUCAAGGGAAUUGCCAAUGAGCAACACGAAAGGAGAGGAACUUACAAGAACAACAAUUUCGGUCUAAUCAACGUAACGUAGUCAACGCCGACCUUGGCAAGAAAUCUGCUAACGGUAUUCUCCAGCGAGCGUCCAAAACCCGUUGUUUGAAGCAGUCCAUCAAGUUGACUGGACUUGGGGUGCUUCCAAUGACGGACAGCCAACAGCUGUCUAAUCCAGGCAACCCUUUUUGAUCCUGCGGACAAUAGCUACUACUGUACUAUAUUGCCGGCGCCAAAGCAGCCACUGGAGAGCAAGUUCCAUGAUGGAGACCUUGAUGGAGAUCGAAACAGCGAAGGACACGACAAAGAGACGAUGCUGUUACUCCUCCAACUAUGAUUGGCCCCGUCCCAGUCAAGAACAACUUUGAACGGGACAAAUCCAUGCUAGAUAUCGACAGAAACCUUCUGUGUCAGCAAACUCAGCAAAAAUUACCACAGGGCUUCUUUCGGUAUCAUUCCGAUCCAGUUGUAGCUCAGAGCCCAUCUUGAUCCUGUCGACGAAAGAAGCUUUCAUACUACAACCAAUGCAAUGCUUGUCACAGCCAAGAUCAGUGGAGGAUCCAACGAAAUGAAAGUUCGGGCCCCGUGCCAUUCUGGUACUAGUACAAACACAGUGGAAAAAUGACAAAUUUCCGGGCCUACCAUGCAUUGGACCCACUUCAGGCCAAACACUAGGAGGUCCAUAGCCAGAACACAAGCUUGCCCCGACCGUCAUCUGGACUGACUCCAGUUCCCACAACACAAUAUAUUCCUGGUCUCUGUUCAAACACCAGGUCCAUUGUUUGGACCCACUUCAGAUCCAGCCAACCCAUGAACCCACUGGACCAACUUUUCCAGAGCCUAUGCCUGGGCCCACACCAGGACCACUCCAGGUCCCAGUACUCCUGGUCGAUUCCCAGGAUAUAUGUACACCUAGUUCCACCCCUUCUUGACUAAAGCUAGGAUCCUCUCCACCUGGCCCAACACCAGGUUCAUCAUCAGUCAGGGCCAACUUCUCAACCCACUCCUGGAUCAACCGAUGGACCAACUUCAGGGCCUGCGUUGCUACGGUAACACCAGAUUCAUCACCAGGACCAACAUCUGAACCCACCUCUGGAACAAUUUUCUGGACCGAUCAUCAGACCAACCCCAGAGCCCAUCUCUGGAUUCACUCCAAAUCUCACACGAGGACCUACCGGUACUCCUAGCUAGCUAAUUCCCAGGCCCCACUUGUGAUCCCGCCUCUAGACUGGUGGUACCUAAACUACAUGUAUCUUUCCGUUCUUG